Molecule: messenger RNA, 1919 nt
Organism: Sturnus vulgaris (Common starling)
Lineage: Eukaryota; Metazoa; Chordata; Aves; Passeriformes; Sturnidae
Gene: PSTPIP2
Product: proline-serine-threonine phosphatase interacting protein 2
Biological process (GO): actin filament polymerization
Cellular component (GO): plasma membrane; actin filament; cytoplasm
Molecular function (GO): actin filament binding
Source: RefSeq, a predicted model, not a curated record
AUGCGGGAGGCGCGGUUCAGGGACCACUUCUGGAGCACGGAUCUGACCAGCACAGUUGGCUAUGACAGCAUCAUUCAGCAUCUGAAUGAUGGCAGGAAGAACUGCAAAGAGUUUGAAGACUUCCUGAAGGAAAGAGCAAUUAUAGAAGAAAAAUAUGGCAAGGAGCUCAUUAACUUGUCAAAGAAGAAGCCCUGUGGGCAGACAGAGCUGAACACGCUGAAGAGAUCCCUCGAUGUUUUCAAGCAACAGAUAGACAACGUGGGACAAGGUCACAUCCAGCUGGCGCAAACCCUUCGUGAGGAAGCAAAGAAGAUGGAGGAUUUCAGGGAAAAGCAAAAGCUUCAUCGGAAAAAGAUAGAGCUGAUAAUGGAGGCAAUUCACAAAAACAGGAAUCUCCAGUACAAGAAGACCAUGGAGGCCAAGCGUCUGUACGAGCAGCGCUGCCGCGACAAGGAUGAGGCGGAGCAGGCUGUGCACCGCAACGCCAACCUGGUCACGCAGAAGCAGCAGGAGAAGCUGUUCCUGAAGCUGGCUCAGACAAAAUCAGCACUGGAGGACACUGACAGGAGUUACCAGCAGAGUGUGACCACAAUGGAGAAGAUCCGAGAAGAGUGGCAGAAUGAGCACAUCAAAGCUUGUGAGUUCUUUGAGACGCAGGAGUGUGAGCGGAUCAACUAUUUCCGUAACGCCCUCUGGCUCCAUGUCAACCAGCUCUCCCUGGGUUGUGUCCAGAAUGAUGAGAAGUAUGAGGAAAUCCGCAAGAGUUUAGAAAUGUGCAGCAUUGAGAAGGAUGUUGAUUUUUUUGUAAAUUUACGCAAAACUGGAAGUUUGGCACCAGCUCCUGUUGUUUAUGAAAACUACUACAAUGCCCAGAGAAAUGUGACUCCUGCAAGAAGUCCAGCUCCUGUACCUAUAUCAAGGAGGGGACCCCUGCCCACCCCGACCACUGCACCAGGGGAGCCUGAUUAUGCCACAGUUGAUGGCUACAGCUUGGUCCACUUCUAGCAGUCACAGUUUUCCAGGAGGCAGAAGACACUGUUGGUCUGACCAGCGUGGCAGAGAUGGUAUUUUGAGUUAUUCCCAGACACAUAGAGCUGAAGUGCUUCUGCUUUUCAAGAGAAUAUUUGAGGACUCCGAUAAUUAUUUGUACAUUCAGAAAGCGCUUACUAAAAUCUGUGCCUUUGAUCAGCAAACUCCUUGGAUGGAUCUUCACACUCAGAGGAAGAAAAGGACCAGACACAGGGGUGAUCUGUGUUUUUGAAGAAGUUUUUGAUUUGAAGUUCUUCUAAAGUGUAGCCGUCUAGAAAGUCUGGAGCCUCCCACUCUCUAGAUAACUCAGAAGUUGUGUGUGCUGAGAGGAGUGCUGCAUGAUGCUUUGAGCACGCUGGCUUGUGCUCAGGGUGUGUGCAUCCCUCCCGGAUCUCAAAUUUUGCCUUUUCCUGAUGGCUUUUGCCUGUUCCUAAAGUCUUUCAUUAGCGGGGAUUAAACUUGUCAUUUAGGUAAAAUUUUGCUCUUACCUCUCAGAAAUCUUACCUAGAGAGGCACCAGUGGUUGCACUGUGUAUCUGGCUUAGCUGUAGCUGUGCUCAAGCUUAAGUGCUGACACUGGAAAAUUAUUUGCAUCUACCCAGGGAGGGGCUGUGUCACAUCUAGCCUGCCGAGAGGUCCCAGGAAGGAUCUGAAGGAAUUUAUUCAACUCUUCCUACCACCUCUCUGGUGAUGGUCUUGUGAGCUUUUAGGUUUAUCAGGUUGUCCCUGGUAAGCUCUGGAGACCAGGUUGGAUGGGGCUUGGAGCAGCCUGGUCUAGUGGAAGGUGUCCCUGCCCAUAGCAGGGAGUUGGAACUGAUGCCUGAAAACAGAGGUCAGACAAAAUUAAGGGGAAUAAAAAGUGGUUAUAUUUACUGAAGGGCCUUCAGGUAC